AUGGGACAGACAGAAGGAUCCCUACCCAGAGAAGUCACAUUCCCACAGAUCCGCAGCAAGGCGUCUUUCUACAGAGCCCUUUGGCCUGGAUCCAGCACAGUCCGCUCCUCCUUGGACAGACAGGCGGUCACCUCCUCAAAGGACACCAAGCCUGGAGGAGGAAGGAAGAGGGAAGGGACCCUUCCGGCGCGCUUCGGGUCGAGGACCUCGGGGUGUCCCCAGGACCCCUCCCUACAGGGGCCGGGGCUGAGCCUGCUCCCCGGUGGGGCCAGUCCCACUUCCCUCCCUCGCGCUGGAGAGUCGGCCUGGCCGACAGCCGGGAGGAGGGCGCCCCUCGCCCAACACGCACGUCGGGACUCCUUGGCCAGAAGUAGCCCAGCAUCGAGGCGCCUCCCCACGCCCAGCGCUGCCUUUAUCCUCCCCGCCCGGGAUGGAGGCAGCCCACCCCGGGGACCGCACGGUGGAGAGGCACCAGGGAAUGGAUGGAUGGAUAGCCCGGAGGCACCAGACUCCCCUUUGCCCGGGGAUGUGACCACGCGGGUUUCCCUUCCUGGAGGGUCUCAACUGCCACAACUACGCCCCUCGGAAUAUCUCCCGCCCCUCCACAAAUCCCCCUCCUCUUCCUCUCCCUCCCUCCCUUUCUUUAAGCUGCGCUGAUGGCCCUUCGGAACCUGUUCCAGCGACACUUCGGGUUCCGUUUCGAAGGCAGAAAAUCAUAGAGCUACGGCGGAGAGCACACCUUCUUCAGCAUGACCGGACUGCUUCCUGCACGUGUCGGAGCCGGGGGAGGAGCCCCCUGGUCGUCUCCGCGGGCUCAGGGACAGAGGAGCGCCGUCCUUCCUCGGAGCUACUACGAGGCUGUGUGGAGUUGCCCGGGCUCCUCUUUUUCUGCUUCCUAACCCUAACCUCUCAAGGCCGACCCUGAAGGAAAACAAACGCCCCUGCCGGCGGAUUGGUUGCAGCAGAGGAGAAAUUGAAUCGGAGCUUCCUUAAAACAUCCCCCUGUUAAUUGAUAAUGAUAAUAAUAAUAAUUUAAUUUGUGGGUCGCCUAUCUGGCCAAUGGCCACUCUAGGCGACGUACAAUUUAACAACAAUACAUUACAUCAUAAUAAAAUACAUCAUAAAAUACAAUAAAACAAUAAAACAGUUACAGUACAGAGUAGUAGGCUAUUCGUCGUAAAAAUUUAACCCUCCCCGG
This is a messenger RNA of Rhineura floridana, 1198 nucleotides long. RefSeq lists its product as uncharacterized. The record is from RefSeq and is a predicted model, not a curated record. NCBI's taxonomy places the organism in Eukaryota, Metazoa, Chordata, Lepidosauria, Squamata, Rhineuridae. The coding region runs from base 1 to 657 and encodes 218 amino acids. The transcript is spliced from 3 exons.